GCCGCAACAAAGUAAAGUUACGAUUAUUUAGCCUAAAAUCGUUUACUGUUUUUUGUUAAUUCUAAUAUUGCUGUUAUUCUUUUGUUGUAAUAUCGUUUAUGAUUUGCAAUUAUGAAUUUGUCAGAAGACAAUACUUUUGGUAACGGACUCUUAUACGUCGGCUUUAACCAAGAUCAAGGUUGUUUCGCUUGCGGUACUGAAAACGGGUUUCGAGUGUUCAAUAGUGAUCCGUUGAAAGAAAAAGAAAGACAAAAUUUUGCAGAAGGUGGCUUAUCUUAUGUUGAAAUGUUAUUUAGAUGCAACUAUAUGGCUCUAGUCGGGGGCGGAAAAACACCCGUUUAUCCCCCUAAUAGAGUAAUUAUAUGGGAUGAUUUGAAAAAAGACUCUGCCAUAUCUCUGGAUUUUAAUAGCCCUGUGAAAGCUGUAAAACUGAGAAGGGAUCGUAUUGUAGUUGUUCUGGAAAACUUGAUAAAAGUUUAUACAUUCACUGCUCAGCCUCAGAUGUUGCAUGUUUUUGAAACUUCACAGAAUCCUCGUGGUCUCUGUGUGGUUUGUCCAAACAGUAACAAUGCUUUACUAGCAUAUCCGAGCCGUAAAACUGGACAUGUGCAAUUGGUCGAACUGACUAGCCAUGCUGGAACUAGUUCUGCUCCAGAAGGACAUUUGAUAGCAGCUCAUGAAGCUCCGCUAGGGUGCCUAUCCCUUAAUGUUGGAGGCACUCGGCUUGCUACAGCUUCUACUAAAGGCACUCUUAUUAGAGUAUUUGACACAUCAACUGGACAAAAACUAGCAGAACUAAGGAGAGGAGCACAUCAGCUGAUAUUAAGUAGUAUUAGAGUCCAAAUGUGAAGAUAGCUGGUGCAGCAGUUUAAAUUUCACACCAGCCAUCCUCUGGCCUGUCUUCACACAUCUUUUGGAGCACCCAUGUUGUCGAAGGAUUCUCUUUGCGAGUUUGUGGAACAUCUAUCUUCAUGUUAGAAUUAUAGUCACAGCUACAAUUUAUUGUAUUAACUUCAACCAUAGCAGCACUAAUCUGUGUGUUACUUCUGAUCAUGGAACAGUGCAUGUAUUUAGUCUUGAAGAUGAGAAACUGAAUAAACAAUCAAGCUUGGCAACAGUCAACUUUUUACCCAAAUAUUUUUCAAGCAACUGGAGUUUCUGCAAGUUCACCAUUCCAAAUGGUCCUCCUUGUAUCUGUGCGUUUGGAGUAGAUAAAAGCUCCAUUAUUGUAAUUUGUGCUGAUGGAUCUUAUUACAAAUACAAAUUCAAUGAAAAAGGCGAGUGCACCAGGGAUGUGUAUGCUCAGUUUCUAGAAACUUCCGAAGAUAGAUAAAUGUGAUGACUUCUCGACAAGUGAUUAAAAUUACAAGGAAAUUCGUUGACAAUUCUUGGACAUGCAAGUCCAAUAAAAUCUUAUAUACCCAGCCACCACUGCAUGGGGAGGGGCAGAAUUUCUCGCCCUAACUAUGUUGUAGUUUAUACACUAUCGAUAUUAGAUUUACCUACUCCCAAAUAUAGUAGACCCGCGGUAAUCCGAUCCCCGUCUAAUUCGGCGCCCCGCGUAAUCCGACACACUUAACACUGUUGAUUUGCACAUAAAAUCAAUUGAAAUAGAUUUUUAGAUUUGGAAUUUGUCGGAUUACAAGGUACUAUUAUUCCAAAAAUUCCGGCCUAUAGAGGUUGGUCUUAGACAGUACUCUAUAAUUCGACAAAUUCGAUAAUCCGACAUCGCCCUGCAAAACGUUUGUCGGAGUACCACCGGUCUACUGUCAUGCUAAAUUUUGUAUGAACUAUCAUUUUUAUGUAAACUAUUACUGUAAUUAGGGCGGGAUAGGAUAUCAAAUUUAGUACCUGUUUUUCUUUACACAAGUAAGUUACUUGAUUGUAAUUGUAUUCGAAAAUAGCUUUAAGUCAUUUGGCGUUUGCCCCGACAGACUGCACACUUGGUGUGAAUCCGCUUAAUGAUUUAAAGUGUGCUAUAUGACUUACAAACCCUUGACAUAACCCUAUCCCCUUGAGAGAUGUAUGUCUUAGACUAUGUUAGGACGCAGGUGUACUUUUUUUCAAAAAAAGGUGUAUACCUAUUUGUUAU
Messenger RNA from Chilo suppressalis (striped riceborer), 2092 nucleotides. The record is from the annotation of a GenBank genome assembly. Lineage: Eukaryota; Metazoa; Arthropoda; Insecta; Lepidoptera; Crambidae.